GGAAAUUAAAAAAACUAGAGAAAAACACUCCCACCUACCAACCUCCUCCUCUUCCCUUCCUCUCUCCCACCAAACACAACAAAAAACACAGCAGGCUUCACACACAAAAACCAUUCCACAAACCGAACACAAUUUGUUUUAUAAAAAAAUCAUCAUCAUUUUCAACCCACUUUCAAUCAAAAAAAAGAAAAAUGGAUUCCAAACAACUUCAAGAUUCACAAACCCAAAACCAAGAUUCAGAAAUUUCAUCAAACAAGAACCAACCUAUCAACCCAUUAUUUACAUCAAUUACACUUUCAGUCCCUCAAUUCCUUCCAACCCAUUUCAUUUCUUCUCCAAAAAUCUCACCUUUUAACCCCAAAUUCCAAAUCCCAUUUCAAAUUUCGUCCUAUUUUAACAAACUAACACUUUCUUCAUCAUCAUCAUCAAUUCCAGUUACUAAAUCUGCACUAAAAUCAACUAUCUCUGCAAACCCAUUUCAAACUCCAUCAACCGAAACCCCUCGCCGGCCGGCAGACCCAUCAUCCGCCGCCGGGGUCCGUCGUGUCUCCGUCGUCUGGUUCAGAAAUGACCUCCGUGUUCAAGAUAAUGAAUGUUUAAACUCUGCAAAUAAUGAAUCUUUAUCUGUUUUGCCAGUUUUUUGUUUUGACCCAAAAGAUUUUGGCAAAUCCCCAAACGGGUUUGAUAAAACUGGCCCGAAUCGGGCUUCUUUCGUUAUCGAAUGUGUUUCAGAUUUAAGAAAAAACCUGCAGGCAAAAGGGUCUGAUUUAGUUGUUAGAAUAGGCAAACCCGAAUCGAUUUUAGCUGAAUUGGUUAAGGAAAUUGGGGCAGAAGCAGUUUAUGUGCAUAGGGAAGUGAGUAAUGAUGAAGUAAAAGGCGAAAAUAAGAUCGAAAAUGCGUUGAAAGAUGAAGGUGUUGAGGUUAAGUACUUUUGGGGAAGUACAUUGUAUCACAUUGAUGAUUUGGGGUUUAAAUUAGACGAAAUGCCAACGAAUUAUGGCGGAUUUCGAGAGAAGAUUAAAGGUGUUAAAGUUAGGCAAACUAUUGAGGCUUUGGGUCAGUUUAAAGGGCUGCCUGCUGGUGGGAAUGUGGAAGUUGGUGAGAUUCCUACUUUGGCUGAUUUGGGGUUCGGUUCGAGUGCUAAUUUGAGUCAGGACAAGCAUGCUUCUAGUGGACCCCUUAUUGGAGGUGAGACUGAAGCAUUAAACAGACUUAAAAAAUUUGCUGUGGAAUGUCAAGCCCAACCUCCAAAAGAAACCAAAGAUGGAAGUAAUGAUACCAUAUAUGGUGCAAAUUUCUCUUGCAAAAUCUCUCCAUGGCUUACUACAGGAUGUGUUUCCCCUCGUUUAAUAUUUGAUGAGCUAAAGAAAUCUGCUUCUAGAACAAUUUCUGCCUCGAAUGGAAAAGAUGAUGAUGAUGGUGGCAUGAAUUGGCUAAUGUACGAGCUCCUAUGGAGGGAUUUCUUCAGAUUUAUCACAAGAAAAUACAGUUCAUCGAAACAACAUAGUACUGCUCCGGUCACCGCUUGAAGGUGAAGGGUGUCAUACAACGAUUCACUUGUCUAAAGUUAUUCUUUGGUCAUCAAUCUCCAAAAUAUUGGGUUGUAUGAAGUAUGAUUGUAUGAACAAUAAUUUUAGUACUGCAUGUAUGUUCUGCAAAUGUUCUUUUGUGUCUUUAAUACUAGAGAUGCUUUAAGGGUUUGUGUAAUGUUGGAAUUUUGAUUUGCCUUGAAAGGCAAUUUAUUGAUAUAUCACCAUUGUGUUUUGAAUAAAGUUUGAACUUUAAAUCAA
Messenger RNA from Erigeron canadensis, 1790 nucleotides. Its product is annotated as blue-light photoreceptor PHR2-like. NCBI's taxonomy places the organism in Eukaryota, Viridiplantae, Streptophyta, Magnoliopsida, Asterales, Asteraceae. The transcript has 4 exons. Gene Ontology annotation, biological process: photoreactive repair. The record is from RefSeq and is a predicted model, not a curated record. Gene Ontology annotation, molecular function: DNA binding; FAD binding. The coding region runs from base 192 to 1529 and encodes 445 amino acids.